This is a messenger RNA of Debaryomyces fabryi, 897 nucleotides long. RefSeq lists its product as uncharacterized. The record is from RefSeq and is a predicted model, not a curated record. The transcript has a single exon. NCBI's taxonomy places the organism in Eukaryota, Fungi, Ascomycota, Pichiomycetes, Serinales, Debaryomycetaceae. The coding region runs from base 1 to 897 and encodes 298 amino acids.
AUGGAUAAAUUAUUUUUAGAUCAAACGUUUAAACUAUACAAAUCGAAUGACACCUUACCUCAGUUGACCCAACCUCAACUAGACUAUGUUUCAACUAUAAUAUGUCAGUACUUAUUUCAAACUUUGGCUAACGAUAUAAUAUCUGAAUACAGAUCGUAUCAAGAUUUAUUCUUGGACUUUAAAAUCACUCACAGUGUAAGACAAUUUAAUCAAUAUACAAUCACUUAUAUAUCUGUGAGGCACAGAGGAUUACUUCCAAGGCAAACUAUAAUAUUUAUCAAAUCCCCAAAUAACAACGAUAAGAACCGACCGUUCAACACGUUGGUAAUGAUAAAAGCUACUAAUGCGUCGUUGCUAAGUGUACUUAUUCAGGCAAUUGAAAAUUUAGCCACCGAAUUCCCUAUAAUCAUAAGAGAGCUAAAAUUUACUGAAGAAUACCUCAGCCUAAUCAUAGAUAAUGUAUCUAGUGGGCUCACUUCCAUAAACAACUAUGCUGAAGUUAUCGGUGAUGUUGAAUUAAUAUAUCUGACAAAUCAUCUCGUUUCAAAUGAUUCAUUGAGGAACAUUAUCAUUAAUAUCCCCGAAAAAGAUAUACAAAAUCUAGCAGACUCGAAAGGACUUAUCAGCAACAUCAAUGGAUUCUUGAAAAGAACGAGUCAAAUAAAUUUUAACAAUAUUCCCCUAAUUAGAUUUACCUCACGAUUGAUUAAUUUAUCUAGAGAAGGCAAACUUAAGAUAUCUAGCGAUAAACUACAUCUAGUACGCGAUAUGGAAUUUAAUGAUUAUAUUUCUACAUCUAAUCAACCACAGAAUGACGCGUUAGAAGGCCAGGAAAACCUGUUUGUUUGGUUUCUUAUUGGAUCAAUCUAUAAUGAAAACUUAACUACUCAAUUUUAA